Loxodonta africana (African savanna elephant) is the source of this 1235-nucleotide messenger RNA. RefSeq names its product putative olfactory receptor 5AK3. The record is from RefSeq and is a predicted model, not a curated record. Bases 76 to 1002 code for a protein of 308 amino acids. Gene Ontology annotation, molecular function: olfactory receptor activity; odorant binding; G protein-coupled receptor activity. Gene Ontology annotation, biological process: G protein-coupled receptor signaling pathway; sensory perception of smell. The transcript has a single exon. NCBI's taxonomy places the organism in Eukaryota, Metazoa, Chordata, Mammalia, Proboscidea, Elephantidae. Gene Ontology annotation, cellular component: membrane.
AUAUUUCAAGACAUCACAAAGAUUUCUCUUCUUUUCUUGGUCCUUCUAUUCGUCCUUCCUACACUUUUGGUAGCCAUGACACAAGGAAAUGACACAGAAAUGACCGAAUUCUUUCUUCUCGGAUUUGGUGGCCAACACAAGUUUCGGUAUGUUCUCUUUAUUGUAUUUCUAGUGAUCUAUAUGACCUCUAUGACGGGUAAUAUUGGAAUGAUCCUACUCAUCCAGACAGAUUCCAGACUUCAAACACCCAUGUACUUUUUUCUACAACAUUUGGCUUUUGUUGAUAUCUGUUACACCUCUGCCAUUACUCCCAAGAUGCUGCAAAACUUCAUAGUUGAAAAUAAGUCAAUAUCUUUUGUGGGAUGUAUAAUACAAUUAUUGAUUUAUGCAGCAUUUGUGACUGCUGACUGUUACCUCCUGGCUACUAUGGCAGUGGACCGGUAUGUAGCCAUCUGUAACCCACUUCACUAUCCCACAGUCAUGUCUCGAAGAGUCUGCAUCCAGUUGGUAGCAGGUUCAUAUGUAGUAGGCUCAAUAAAUGCCUCCAUACACACAGGUUUUACAUUUUCACUGUCCUUCUGCAAGUCCAAUAUCAUCAAUCACUUUUUCUGUGAUGCUCCCCCAAUUCUCUCCCUUUCAUGCUCCAGUAUCAAAAUCAACAUCUUGCUACUUGCUGUCUUUGUGGGAUUUAACUUGACGUUCACUGUGAUGGUUGUCAUCUUCUCCUACAUAUAUAUCCUGGGUGCCAUCCUAAAGAUGUCUUCUACUGCAGGGAGAAAGAAAGCCUUCUCCACAUGUGCCUCCCACCUGACAGCAGUCACCAUUUUCUAUGGAACCCUCUCCUACAUGUACUUACAGCCUCACUCUAAUAAUUCAGAGGAAAAUAUGAAAGUAGUCUCCACAUUUUAUAGUGUUGUAAUCCCCAUGUUGAACCCCCUGAUCUACAGCUUGAGAAAUAAGGAGGUAAAAGAAGCUCUAAAAGUGGUGGGAAAGAAGUUCUAGACUGGACUCAAGUUAUAAAGUGUAUCACAACAAAGUAUCCAGCAUAGAUGCUUUAAAAAUUUUUAAUGUUUCUGAAAUUGGAAGUAUGGUCACAUCUUAAAUUAGUGCUACCUCAUACAAUACAUAAUAUUUUAGAAUGUGGGAAACAGUAAGAACAUCUGGGACUAAUUUUUCCUGGAAUAUAGUUUGAGGAAUAUAUUUUAUAGUAAACAUGAAGGAGGAAUUUAUCAAGA